Molecule: messenger RNA, 4406 nt
Organism: Acanthaster planci (crown-of-thorns starfish)
Lineage: Eukaryota; Metazoa; Echinodermata; Asteroidea; Valvatida; Acanthasteridae
Gene: relch
Product: RAB11 binding and LisH domain, coiled-coil and HEAT repeat containing
Biological process (GO): intracellular cholesterol transport
Cellular component (GO): recycling endosome; trans-Golgi network
Molecular function (GO): protein binding
Source: RefSeq, a predicted model, not a curated record
AGUAAACAUGGCGGACUCCUAUAAUCCGUUUUUCACCGACGACGACGAGGAACCGGUGGAGGACAGCAUUGUUGCUGCAGUAGAACCUCCCUCCAUCACUGCAGACGAUGGCGACACGGACAUACAAGUUAUUGAGACCGGUUCACCUUUGACCAAGGCUGCUCCUGUGAACGCUGGGAACGCUCACUCUGCCGAGCCAAGUUACGAUGCAAUCGCCGCAAAGUUGCUGAAGGAUCGAAUGGUUUUGACGGCAUUGGAGAUGCACACAGAGCUCAUUGAGAGUGGCCGUGAGCUCCUUCGUCUCAGGGACUAUUUCUCCAACCCUGGGAACUUUGAACGGCAAGAGAACUCUUUACAACUCAAUCCAUUACAUCGCACUUCCAGCGAGACCACCUUUGACUCGCUGGACCUUGCCAGGUACUCUGAUGAUGGCAUCAACCAGUCUGACGACAAGCAUGCAGUGUUGGAGUUUGAGCUGCGUAAGGCCAAGGAGACCAUCAAGGCGCUACGGGCCAACCUCACCGAGGCAGCUGAGAGUGAAGUUCCAUCACCAAUUCACACCAAUAAGACAGCUGAAGGCGUGAUUGCAGAGGAUACAAUGAAACCUUUAGAGCGUCGAGCUCUCAACUUUCUCAUCAAUGAGUUUCUACUGCAACAUGACUAUAAACUCACUUCGAUCACUUUCUGCGAUGAGAAUGAGGAACAGGAUUUUGAUGACUGGGACGAUGUUGGCCUGAAUCGCUCCCGCCCGCCAGACCUACUGCAUCUGUACAGGGACUACAGUAGGCAUGUCAUCCCUGCCAAGGAGACAGCAGAGGUGGGAUGCGGGGAGGACAGCAUCCUGGCAGAGCAGUCAGAGGAAGUGGAAGCAGACCUCGGAAUGGCCAUAGACGAGGAGAGACAGAAGUUGGAAUCACAAGUCCUUCAACUCCAAGAGGAACUCACAUCUUACACUGAUGAAAAUCAAACUCUCAAGGAACAAUUGCAGAACAUGCAAAAAGAUCUCGAUGCGCUACAGUUACUUAAAACCUCAACUCCCGGUGUGAGCCCUGUCGGUACACCACAUAAAGCACCAGCCGCUGGCUCGAUGGUCAGGGAGGCAGGAAGUGGUCCAAAACCCAGAACUGACAGUGAGAGUGCUGGGAACGGGGAAGACAUGGCCGACCUGGCCAGCAACUUACCUGAGGAAGAUGCUGACAGGCAAGGCCACAUGCCCACAAUACCGGGGGACGUCACUGACGGGCGUGAGGAGCAGGCCGAAAGAAAUGCAUCCACGAGGGAAUUGAGCCCAUUUGAACGGGCCGUCAAUGAAGCCGUCUUGCCUGUGAGAGAUGUCACCCAGGCACGCCUACGGGAAGAGGUAUCGCGCAUUGCAGAGGAUGGGGCUGGUGUGGUGCAGAUGCUUGCCCGUUGCUUACCUCACAUUGUACCCAACGUCCUCAUUGCUAAGAGGGAGGAGCUGGUUCCACUCAUCGUGUGCACGGUCACACUCCACCCAGAACCAAAUGAGAGAGACAAACUCCUCAAUUUGCUCUUCAAUUUGAUCAAGAAACCUGAUGAAGAACAAAGGCAAGUGAUCCUAGGUGGUUGUGUGGCAUUUGCCAAGUACGUUGGCCCCGAGCGAGCGGAGGCUGAACUGUUACCGCAGUGCUGGGAGCAGAUCACGCACAAGUUCCCUGAGAGGAGGCAGCUGGUGGCAGAGUCCUGUGGUGCCCUAGCCCCGUACCUACCGAAUGAAAUUCGAAGUUCCUUGGUGCUGUCCAUGUUACAGCAGCUUCUGCAAGAUAAGACAGACAGUGUGAGGGAGGUUGCUGUACGAAGUCUUGGGCUAGUCUUCUCUCUGAAUGAAGACACUGAUAAGUACAAUCAAGGUCUAGAGCUGGUGCUGUCAACUCUGGAAGACAGCUCCGAGAUUGUGCUGGGAGCCACCAGGCAAGUCUUCCUGCCAGCCUUCGCAUCCUGGGCCUACCGGCUGGGACGUCUGGAAUCCAACCUUAUCACAGCCAUACUGAAGAGACUGGAACUAGCAGCCAUUGAUCUGCAGAGAGCCAGUCGUGAGUCGUCCGUUGAUGAGAGAAAGCUCCAGCUCUUUAGCUCCACUCUGCAGUGUUUGAUUCCUGCAUUGUUUGCAUCAGUGCUACUCAGUGCACCAUUCAAUGACCAGGAAGAACCGGAUGAAGUCCCACAGUUAGAAGUGACUUGGUUCCUGAAGCCCAUGNNNCCUCUUCAUGAUAUAGUCAUCAUCGUUGGGGGCAAGGAGAAAUUGGCUACCUUAGUGCAGCGCUUUGAAACCUACCUCUGCCAGUCAGCCCCAGUGAAAGAAGACUGGACUAGCUACACAUGGUCCCUGAAUGAAUUUAUCCCCAGGUUACUAGAGGUCCUUGGACGUCUGGAGGCAGUACACAGAGACAGUGUCAAGUCCAUGGCCAAGCUCUUCCUGCACAUUUGCAGGACGUUUGGCAAGACAUUCACAGACUCAAAGAUAAAACCCAAGUUCCAAGCAGUGUUGAAUGUUCCAGAGGACCAGUUAGACUCCGAGACCCUGGUCCAGAUGCCCCUGACCAGGUCCACCUUGCCGGUCUACGCCGCCGGGGUGUUGGCCAGCUACAAUCGUGAGGAGGACCGCAAGCAGCUAUCCCAGUACCUCCAGGAAUCCCUGACCACCCUGGCUCUUAACGGCGCCCCACUAGACAGUAUCAGGGUCACCUUCUUGGAGUUACAUACCCACCCGACAUACCACGAGUUGCUCCUAGCUACUCUGUGGAGCUGUGUCGUCCACAAGUCUCCCUCUGUCCGCUCAGCCACAGCCAAGCUGUUUGGCGCACUAGUCAAGGGUAUCAAUGAGUCACUGGUAUCCGGUAGGGUGGUUCCAGCACUCAUCACAUUGUCAGGAGACCAAGAUAUGAAUGUGAAGAUAUCCACCAUUCCAGUGUUUGGAACCAUUCUGGAAAGUACAACUCAGAAGGAGACUCUGGAUAGAGUGUACUCUCAAUUCCAAACCUUCCUGGAUGAUCCCUUGUACAAGGAAGAGUACGGUUUGCUGGCAGAGGUCAUUCUCACCUUCGGCAAGGUCGGACCCAAUGCAGAACCCAAAUUCAGGGAUGAAUUUGUCCUUCCACGAUUGGCCGCCAUAGCCUACACCAAUAACAACACAGCCAAUGAGACGAGGCGAUCUGUCAUAGCCAUGUCACUGUUCAAUGCCUACAGCGCGCUGUCCUGUUGCUUCAUCUCCAAUGAUCUCAUCUGGGAGUCCAUGUUGCCGGGCUUACGGUGCCUACGUCAGGAUCUUGACACAGUUUCUCCAGAACACGAGGUUGUGGUUGCAUCCAUGAUCAAAGAGUUUGAAGCCAAACUUGGUGGAAAAGAAAGGUCCUCAUCAGUUACCUCUAGCAACAGUGCAACGAGUGGGUUCCACAGCGCCCUGCCUCACAUGAGCGAAGACACCAAGCGCACACUGCUCAACAAGAUUGGAGCCCAGCGCACCAAAGUAGCCAAUGUCUUUCACACACGGAAGAAGUGAGAACCGCCGCAGUAACACGCCAAUCUUUCCCCCCCUUUGAAGCAGUCUCCAAAUAGUAUCCACAUAUGGACUGGCAAUAAGGUCACUAGUGCUCAUCUAUGCUAGUCCAUAUACAUUAUAUUAUACACCUUUGUCCAAAAGAAGAAAGAAGCACUUCAGGGUUUGAUGAUUGAGGAUGCUGCAACCAGUCAAAUAUUUUAUGUGUAGUGCCAGAUUUGGCGAUCUACUUUGUAAAUUACAUGCACAUGAUGUCUUGGCACGCAUCUAGUCUUGGCGCGCAUCUAGUUCACACUGAUUCAAAUUUCAUAUCAUAGCUAGCUUAUAUUAGUGAUGCACAUCUAGUUUAUACUGACUCUAAUUUCAUACCAUAGCUGGCCUAUUCAGAAGGUCUGAUAGCAUCAUGCCUGAAUCUAGUGUAGAUUCUUGGCAAAAAAAGUGUUCGUUUCAGGUGAAAAACAUGUAAUUUCUUUAAAUACUGGUUAUUCGCCAAGUUUUGUGAAUUUACUUCGAGCAAGAUUUUCUGUCACUCCAUGAAAAUAACUCUCAGAUCUUACGGAGCUGAAUCGGCAGUCAUUGUAGGAUCUCAUCAGGCCAGUUCCUGUUUUACUUGGGGGAACCUUAACCUCAGUGUUUUUCCCCUGAGAAGUCAGCGUAUUCCAUUGGUCAUCUCAAGCUGAAUGUAGAGUUUGAACAAGACUUUUGCCCUCAAGAAAAGAACUAUCAACAGUUUUGUGUUUGGGAACUAUUUAAAGUACUUGGCCUGGAGUGGUUGUCAUUGACAACACCCGCUGCAUAUGCAUGCAGACAAGGGUUUUUGUACACAUCAGGGCUUGCAAUGUUCCAUUCCAAAUGCUCCUUUUUCCUUCCUUUUUUUUAGGGGGGGUGG